AUGAAUCAGCUCCGCAGAAAGUUCGCCAAUCUAUGGAACCCAGCGCAGCAAGAGGAUGAAGGUCCCGAGCAACAACAUGGACCAAACGGCAACAAUCUAAGCCGCAGAGCCAGCAGCAGCAGCAGCUCCUCCCUGGGGGUGCCUGCCGCUCUCGAACUCGACGCUGCUGGGCGAGAUUCUCCUCGGCGUGAUGGCCAGGACGAGGAGAACGCCGACGACGAUGGAGCAGGCGAGCAUACCUCGCCUCCUCGCCUGCUCUCCUUGUCGCACCCCUGGGGCACCUCCGACCCAAACCCGCCGCCAGGGUGGGCCUCAUCCUCGUCUCGCCCGGCCUCUCAGCGAAGAUCUCACGGGCAAAUUCUGCACGUGCGGCACCACAGUGACAGUGAUCGGUACGCAAAUGGCACAACAGUAGGCGAUGACAGACCGUCAACACACACCGACCUCGGCUCUCCCGCCGCCGCCCUAGGAGCGGCGGCAGGAUUAGGAGCGGCGGCAGACGGAGGCGGCCGCCGACGGCGCACUCGGGAGGAGGAAGUGGAGUCCGCCUACCGCACCGGUACCUACUCGGGCAACACGAAACGGCAUCGUGCCGAGGAAAAGGAGGAACAGCAGGAACAGCUCGCCGCCAACGGCGGAGAGGAAGGUUUGGACCGGCGGCGCCAAGCCUCCUCCCGCUUCCUCCGGCGGACGUGCCCAGCCGACAGCACGUUCGUCUCGCCGGCGGCAGCGAAACGCUCCGUCAGCUACUGCGCCUCCGCCGCCGGCGUGCCCGCGAACGCCGUCGCCGCAGACGAGGAGGAGCUGGAGCUGGAGCACCGCCGAUCUUCGACGCCAUCCCGUCUCAUCUUCCGCGCCGGCUUCUUCAAGGCGCUGCUGGGGACUAGGGCCGCCGCCAAGCGUGCGAGGUCGGCCACCAAGCUCAAGAGGAAGACACACGAGCUGCAGGCCGCGAUCAUCCGCCAGGCAUUUCACUCGGCGCACCCGCCUCAUGAGGGCGGGAGCGAGGACGGUGGCGAGGAGGAGAGGAAGGAGGAGGGCGUCCCGCGCAGGAUUAAAGGAGCAACGGGGGAGCUGUCGGCGCGGGAGGAGGAGGGUUUGGAGAUGUGGCGGCGUGUGAACGUAGCGGAGGAGGAGCACGGGAAGGCGGCGGAAGAGAAGGCGAUGGCGAGGAUGCGGAGGCUUAAGAACCUGCGGGCCGAGGCACUGAUGGCGUUCGGACAAGCGCAGGAGGCGCUCGCGGACCUCGUGGCCACUGCGAACACCGCCUUCGACGCAGCUGAGGGUCCCGACAUGGCCAAGCUUAGAAGCCUGUUUGCUGGAGGAGCGGACAGCCCCAGCUCACGAUUCAAGGACGACAAAGAAGUGAGAAGUCUCCAAAAGAAGUACUCGGCGCUGGAGGCUUUCCUGAAGCAGGUCAAGGACGCCAACGGUGCCGGAAACUCGGCGGGGCUCGAGGCUUUGCUCAGCAGCGAGGCAGCGAAGGGCGUCAAGAAUCAGCCGGAGGUGGUGUCGGCAUCGGAAGCCCUGGAAACGGCAAAGAAUAAGGACGCAGAGGAUGCGAGGGCAAAGGCGGUGGCAGCGGCAGCGGCGGCGGCAAAAGCGGCGAAGGCUCAACAGGAGAAGGACCAGGCUGCGGCGGCGUUGGCUGCCUCCCGGGCCCAAGCCGACGCGGCCGAUCAAGCAAAGGCGGCGGCGGAGGCUAAGGCGGCGGCCGCUGCCUUGAGAAAGGCGCAAGACGAGGAGCAGGAGAUUGCGGAGGCGGCGCAGGCGGCAGCGGCAGGAGCAUUGGUGGCGGAGAAGGCCAGGUUCGCGGAGAAGGCAAGCGAGCUCAAAGCUAAUGUGCAGGGGCGUCGGGCCGCUGUAGAUCAGAUCCUGGCAAGCUCUGACCCAGGGGUGAAAAAGAUCAGGAUGGCCUUCAAGAAGUCGUACCAGGGUUGCCUCAACAAGCUCUCGGCGACGCCUUCGACGGUCAGGCAGGUGGCACGGGACAUCCAGGUCAAGGCGGAAGCGCCGCUGGCGGACGCGAGGAGGGCGGGCUGGGAGGCAAAGGCAAAGGAGUUUCUAUUCUUUAACCUCGCCGACAAGCUGGUGGACUAUUCGGAGCGCGAUCACUUCAGCGGGGACUCGUACCGGAUGGCUUUUCCGCUGGCCUGUGUGGCGGUGGACCUGAUGGAGGAGCAUGCGGGACUAUCGGAGCUCUUCCUGGGCACUCUGUACUUGAGGUGCCCGUCGGCCGUGCCCGCUCUAUCCUUCGACACCGCUGGCUUGUCCGAUCGCGAGGUGAUGGCGCUGUUGGGGCAGACGCGGGACGAGGACCUUCCCACGUUUCUGAACCGCACCAAGGGGCUGGUGGUGCUCAUGGCCGCCGUCAUGCAGGGCUGGUGUUGGCUGGCUCGCUUCGUGAACGGGAUGGCGGGGUACGUCAAGAAGGGGAACCCGCCGCCGGUACCGGCCGGCCCAGUCCUGGAGUGGUUCCUGAAGGUGGUCGGGUUCGAGUUGCAGCGGCACUACGGCAGGGCGUUCGACAAGGUCGUGCAGGCCAUCAAGACCGAAAUCCUGCCUAUCCUCCUGCCGAAAUCCGUUGUACCCCACCUCCUUGAUGUGGUGAUGGAAGACUACGAGGGGAGAGGCCGACGUUUUCUGCCUCCGGCGGGCAGGGAUAAGGAGUUUAGACACUUCCGGGUGUGGGGGGACACGUGA
Messenger RNA from Ectocarpus siliculosus, 2703 nucleotides. The record is from the annotation of a GenBank genome assembly. NCBI's taxonomy places the organism in Eukaryota, Phaeophyceae, Ectocarpales, Ectocarpaceae.